AUGACGCAAAAAGGAGCUCAGCUGGACCAGGAAACCCUUUGUUGUUCAAUCUGUCUGGAUCUCCUGAAGGAUCCAGUGACUGUUCCCUGUGGACAUAGUUACUGCAUAAACUGUAUUAAAAGCCACUGGGAUAAAGAGGAUGAGAAGACAAUCUACAGCUGCCCUCAGUGCAGACAGGACUUCACACCGAGGCCUGUCCUGAGGAAGAACACCAUGUUAGCAGUUUUAGUGGAGGAGCUAAAGAAGACUGGACUCCAAGCUGCUCCUGCUGAUGACUGCUAUGCUGGACCUGAAGACAUAGACGAACACAAAGGUCACGACACAGUCUCAGCUGCAGCAGAAAGGAGUGAGAGGCAGAGAGAGCUCAAGGUGAGUCGACAAAACAUCCAGCAGAGAAUCCAGGACAGUAAGAAAGUCAAGAAGCUGCUCCAACAGGAGGUGGAGGCUAUAAACCGGUCUGCUAAUAAAACAGUGGGGAACAGUGAGAAGAUCUUCACUGAGCUGAUCCGUCUCAUGGAGAAAAGACGCUCUGAUGUGAAGCAGCAGGUCAGAUCCCAGCAGCAAACUGAAGUGAGUCGAGUCAGAGAGCUUCAGGAGAAGCUGGAGCAGGAGAUCAAGAGGAAAGACGCUGAACUGGAGAAGCUCUCACACACAGAAGAUCACAACCAGUUUCUACACGACUACCCCUCACUGUCACCACUCAGUGAAUCUACACACUCAUCCAGCAUCAAGAUCCGUCCUCUGAGGUACUUUGAGGAUGUGACAGCGGCUGUGUCAGAAGUCAGAGAUAAGCUACAGGACGUCCUGAGAGAGAAAUGGACAAACAUCUCACAGACAGUGACUGAAGUGGAUGUUUUACUGUCAGAACCAGAACCAGAGCCCAAGACCAGAGCUGAGUUCUUAAAAUAUUCAUGUGACAUCACACUGGAUCCAAACACAGCACGCACACAGCUGUUAUUAUCUGAUGGAAACAGAAAAGUAACAGUAAUGACAGAACAACAGUCUUAUUCUAGUCAUCCAGACAGAUUCAGUGGAUUUUUUCAGGUCCUGAGUAAAGAGAGUCUGACUGGACGUUGUUACUGGGAAGUUGAGUUGAGAGGAAGAAGAGUUCAUGUAGCAGUCUCAUACAAGAAUAUCAGCAGAGCAGGGGACUCAUAUGAAUUUGUGUUUGGACGUAAUGACAAAUCUUGGGCGUUAGAUUGUUACAACAACAGUUAUAACUUUUGGUACAACAAUGUCAGCACUCCUGUCUCAGGUCCUCAGUCCUCCAGAGUUGGAGUGUACCUGGAUCACAGAGCAGGUAUUCUGUCCUUCUACAGCAUCUCUGAAACCAUGACUCUCCUCCACAGAAUCCAGACCACAUUCACUCAGCCUCUACAUGCUGGACUCUGGAUUCAUAACGUUAAAGACUCUGCUGAGUUGUGUAAGCUGAAGUAG
This is a messenger RNA of Labrus bergylta (ballan wrasse), 1437 nucleotides long. NCBI's taxonomy places the organism in Eukaryota, Metazoa, Chordata, Actinopteri, Labriformes, Labridae. The record is from RefSeq and is a predicted model, not a curated record.